This is a messenger RNA of Chiloscyllium plagiosum (whitespotted bambooshark), 5086 nucleotides long. RefSeq names its product methionyl aminopeptidase 1 (gene metap1). Gene Ontology annotation, cellular component: cytosol. Lineage: Eukaryota; Metazoa; Chordata; Chondrichthyes; Orectolobiformes; Hemiscylliidae. Gene Ontology annotation, biological process: proteolysis. The record is from RefSeq and is a predicted model, not a curated record. Gene Ontology annotation, molecular function: metalloaminopeptidase activity.
CUGUCUCCGAGCUGGGGUCCUCCAGGAUCCCGGCAUGCCGCGGGUGUCCAUCAUGGCGGCGGACGGGGAGGUGGUGAGGCGCGUGUGUGAAACAGACGGUUGUGACAAGGAGGCGCGGCUGCAGUGUCCCACCUGCAUCAAGCUCGGUAUCCAGGGCUCCUUCUUCUGUUCGCAGGAAUGCUUCAAAGGAAGUUGGUCAACUCAUAAGCUCCUCCAUAAGAAAGCCAAAAAUGAAAAGUCUAAAGAAGAAUCCUCCAAAACUGAGAAAGAUGAAGUUAACACUGAUCCCUGGCCUGGCUAUCGAUACACUGGCAAAUUGAGGCCGCACUAUCCAUUGACCGUCAUGAGACCUGUGCCAAGUUACAUCCAAUGGCCUGAUUAUGCUCAUCAUCCUUUGGGUGUUUCUGAAUCAGAGCAGUCCUUAAAGGGAACUUCUCAAAUCAAAAUUCUGCCACCAGAGGACAUAGAAGCAAUGCGGGUCGUAUGCAAAUUUGCCCGGGAAGUACUGGACGUUGCUGCAAUGAUGGUGAGGCCAGGGGUAACAACUGAGGAGAUAGAUCAUGCUGUUCAUCUGGCCUGCUUAGCACGCAAUUGUUACCCAUCACCACUAAAUUAUUACAAUUUUCCAAAAUCAUGCUGUACUUCGGUAAAUGAGGUGAUCUGUCAUGGAAUCCCAGAUGCACGGCCAUUGCAAGAAGGUGACAUUGUUAAUGUGGACAUUACAGUUUACCGCAAUGGCUUCCAUGGUGAUUUAAAUGAAACUUUCUUUGUUGGUGAAGUUGACGAAGGCUCAAAGAAACUGGUGCAGACUACCUAUGAGUGUCUGAUGCAUGCUAUAGAUUCAGUAAAGCCAGGUGUUCGGUACAGGGAAUUGGGUAAUAUUAUACAGAAACACGCACAUGCAAACGGAUUUUCGGUUGUUCGAAGCUAUUGUGGACAUGGUAUCCACCGACUGUUUCACACUGCACCCAAUGUGCCACAUUAUGCCAAAAAUAAAGCUGUUGGAGUGAUGAAACCUGGUCAUGUGUUUACAAUUGAACCCAUGAUUUGUGAGGGGGCAUGGCAUGAUGAGACGUGGCCAGACAGCUGGACUGCAGUAACUAAGGACGGCAAGCGUUCUGCACAAUUCGAGCACACCCUUUUGGUUACGGAGACUGGCUGUGAGAUCUUGACAAGACGUCUGGAGGACAAUGGUCGGCCUUAUUUUGCAUCACAGUUGUAGCCCAACCUCCUUACUCUUGCACCUGCUGGCAACUUCUUGCUGUCUUCACCUGGAAUUCAACAAAUGCCUUAAGGCACUUGAUUUUGUUUUGGUUUGGAUGCUGCAAAGCACUGGAUGCACAAACAGUCUGUUUGCAGUAUAUCAUCUUGUCUCUUCCUCCCUCUCCCCAGAAUACCUCUGGUCCCAAUGGCAACUCUUUCUUGCUUGUAUCUUAAAUGUUUCUUAUUUGAAUAAAAUUUGUGGCUUCUGUCUUUAGAUUGUGAGCUAUUAUAAAAGAAAAUGGAAAUUGUGACUAGUUGCUGUAAGGUUAGUUGGUAAAUGUCCUCCAAAAAAUUGAUGUGGACAUAAAUAUUUAUGUUAAAAUGAUGGAAGAAGACACUACUCAUUCAGAAGAGAAAAGGCAUCUAUUAUAAACUUAUCUGGCUGGAGAUUCUUUCCUGAUCAGAUAUAACUUGAAAUACUGAUUGUUCUGAUGGAGAAUAUUCAAUACUGUCAAAAACUUUUGCCUAAAUUAACAGUUAUAUUCAUUUUAUGCCAUGAUUAGACAAGCUAACUAAUUUUUAAAUUAAAUUUGUAAAUGUCUUAUUUUUUUUCCUAAUUGUUGAAAUGCUGGUCAUAAUGUUGGUUCAAUGUCAUUGACGGAGUUAAGGCUUGGGAUCUGGGAAUGCGGGAUUUUGUGUUUCUUUUUUAAACCUUUACUUUCUUCUGGCCUCAUUGCGGGACUUGAAAAUCAAAUUUAAACACAUUGCCUGUAUAGAAGACAUUGUGUUACAUCUAAAAAGCGGACCCUACAGAAUCUUAAAUCUACUGGAAAAAGCUGUUGUCUUUCUGCAUUCCUGCACACUUCCUCCAGUUUUAACUUGAACAAAGCUGCAGACCAAAUAGAUUGGGGAAAUUGACUCACUGUUUUCGGUUGAUCUAUUAUUAGCCUCGUGGAUAGCCACUUGUCCUUUGAGAGGUGUUGUUGGGAAUUGGCUGGUUUGCACAGUGAAAAGAUUAGCUUUCUAACUCUGCUGAAUAUCGCAAAAUCUCUUGGAAUCCUAUGUGCACAUUUGAAAGAUUGGUAACUCCAACCCAAAUUUAAUGAUUGCACGUUGGAUGUGAUGGAAUGCUGUUGAAAAGGUCCCCCCUGUCAUUUCUGUGCUGGCUUCCCUCUGUUGAUGCAGCGACUCUCACUAAGGUAUUGCACCAUGGGCUCCUUUCCUACCCACUUUAAUUCCUCUGGUUCUGUAAGUCUGUUUCUGUGCUGGAGUUCCCCUUACUGCUGGAGCUGUGUGGGUUACCUUGUCAAGUCCUAUUCGUCUUAUUAUAAUGGGGCUUAGAACAAGAAAGGUUUUGAUUUAAAACCUUUUCAUAAAAUAAAGAUGUGAAAUCCACCAGUAGUAGUGAUAAGAGUUUCAUCUGAAGGAAUCAAUGUCUUUGCAUCCCAGUAUUGAAACAUAAUCCUGAAGAGCUGUUUGUUUUAAAAACAGAGUGAGGAAGAUCCAUCUGGUUGAACUGUUGGAGUUAGCAUUAGCUGCACCUCAGUGGGUGUUGUCACAAAGUUGGCAAUGGUUAGGGGCUAGGUGUAGAUGGUAAAAAAUCUGAUACGUUUGCUUAGGUUGGAACAACUGUAUAACUUAUUUGUUAGACCUUGGGAGCAAGUUUGGUCAUUUUACUAGUUUGCUGCUGGGGUCCUGCCUCUGUACAAUAAAAAUAUAAAGUUAAAAAUCACGACACCAGGUUAUAGUCCAACAGGUUUAUUUGGAAGUCCAAACUUUCAGUGCACUGCUCCUUGGUCAGGUAGCAACUCCUCUAGCUUCCUUUGAAGGAGCAGCCCUCAAAAGCUAGUGCUUCCAAAUAAACCUGUUGGACUAUAACUUGGUGUUGUGAUUUUUAACUUUGUCCACCCCAGUCCAACACUGGCACCUCCAUAUUAUAAUAAAAAUAUAAACCACCUUAAAAUUCACUUUUUGGAUGUGGGCAGCAUUGACAACAGCAGUUGUUACCUCUCCCUAAUUGCCCUGGAUGCAAUCUUAGUGGUGUGGACACUCCCACAAUUUCUUUGAGGAAGCAAAGUCCAGGAUUUCAACCAAGAAACAUUGAAGGAACAGCAGCACAGGGCAGUGCUUGACUUAGAGAGGAACUUGUAGGCGGUGAUGCUCCAAAGCCCUUGCCAUUCUGGGAGUUAGAGGUCAUUGAUUUGGAAGGUGCUAUGCAAGAUGGUUUAAUGUAUUGCUGCAAUGCAUCUUGUAGCUGGUACACACUGCCACCAAUUUGAUAUACUUAAACUGGUAAAUGAAAUGCUCAUCAAUGGCUGCUUUGUCCUGGAUGGAGUUGAGUUUCUUGGAUAUUAAUAUCAUUCACUGAAUCCUUAUGUUUCUUUAUUCUGUUCCUCCAACCGAUUGCAAUCCUCUGCAGCCUUGGUUAGACACGUUUAUUAGGUUUCUGUUUGUAACUGACUAUACUUAUUUCAAAUAGUGAAAAGUGCCCCUACGUUUCAAAAUUUUGUUAGUUUGAUGAUCUUGGUAAAGUCCAAGAGAGAAAUUGAACGUUUUCGUUAUUCGUCAUGUCAUUUCAGUCUAUGCUCUGUUUGAUCUCCUAUUGCCAAACUCUCAACACCUCAAACACCACCAACAACCCCCCCAGCCACCCCAACCCUUAAGUACUUGGAACCUUAAUUGUGCCCCAGUUCAGUCAGUUCUGAUCUGAGCAUGGGACCUGAUGAAAAUCUUUCCAUUGUGCAGUCUUGUACAGAUAGAUUUUUUUCUGGAUUCAUUUGUGUCUUUGAACUUCAGCCUUUUGUUCAGAUGAAGAUAGGAUUGCCUUGAAUUGCAGGAUGUUUCCUGUAGCUGAGUUAAGUGUAAUGUACCUUACCCUUGUCUAACUACAAAAUGCAGUGCCUGAUGUAAUUAUUUCCUACCUAUGGCAGCUAUAGCAUGUGCAUACCAUUUUGAGUGUGAUUUAACUGUAAGUGUAAAAAUUGGGCUAAAUAUGUAAUCUCUGUGGUGUAGGACUCUGGUGGUACAGUGGUAGUGACCCUUCCUCUGAGCCAGGAGGUCUAGUUUCAAAUCCCACUUGCUCUAAGGAUGUUAUUACACAUCUGAACAGAUUAAUUAAAGGCAUCCAAAAUCUCUGUCACAGUUUGGAUACAGAAAUUACGAAGAUAUAUCUUUGCAGAAGAUAACCUUGCUAAAGGGGUUGCAUAGCAGUCAUUAUCUGAAAUGUGGUUGGUAUAGAGCUGGGUUCAUUGGUUAAGUGAUGAAUUCUCGAGUGAGAAAUGUCUCCAUUAACACACAAGUAAUUAGUGCAUUUAUAAUUAGCCUUGUGUAGCAGUGAUGCUGUGAUUAAGGAAUUUUGAAAUUGGGUGUCUUUGUUCUGUAAAUGGAUACAUGUGCUCUGUUCAUGUCAGCAAACUGACAAUGAAAAGGUACAAACAAGAUUUUAAUAUUUUAAGCCAAUAGUUGUGAUUCUCAGGUUAUAUUUGUUAGUUAGAAGAUAAUUUUUUGUAAUAACAGCAUCAGUGGUCAAGCAAAGUGACCUUUUGUUCUUUCUGUCCCACCCUCUGUCCAAAUCCUACAAUUGUUUACAUUAAGUUGCAAACUUCAAGUGCAUCUAGUUACAUUUUUAAAAUUUGUUUUAGUCUGAUUUCCUUCUCUCCACAUGUCACCACAACCAGUUGUCGAAUUUGCAGGGUUUUUUUGCAUUCAAUUCUUGGUGCUGAAAUCCAAUAUUGUGAUUGUUUCCUAAAUUGCAGGUUGAUGGCUUUAUAUUGGUAUAAUUAAACUAUAUUGAACAGAUUACAAGAACUGCCAUUGAAAUAAGCCAUGUUGAGUUUUAUAUAAACAUGAUGUGCAAACAAUAAAUGAGUUACACAUUUUUGUA